Molecule: messenger RNA, 771 nt
Organism: Oryza brachyantha (malo sina)
Lineage: Eukaryota; Viridiplantae; Streptophyta; Magnoliopsida; Poales; Poaceae
Exons: 4
Coding region: 186-491 (101 amino acids)
Molecular function (GO): protein binding
Source: RefSeq, a predicted model, not a curated record
ACUGUGGUAACUGCAGUGGAAGUGGUAACCGGCUGUAACAGGAACCCUGAUAGGGGCAAUGAGAUACUCUCAAGUCCUACACUACUGUACUAACAUCUCUCAUGAAUGUGCCUUCUGGUGCUGAAUUGUGAUUGUUGUGCAAUUUAGAGUACCUGAAUACAUUGUAUACCACGGUGUACUUUUUUAUGGAGUACCAAAAUGCAAUGUAUAUUCGAGUGAAGCGAAACAAGACGACCUACUUCAUACAAUGUGAUCCAACAGAGACAAUUUUAAGCAUUAAACAGAAGUUGCAUUCACUAAUUGAUCAGCCUCCUGGUAAUCAGCAGCUGAUCUUGUUGGCCACAACUGAAGUUGUUUUGGAUGACUCAAAGACAUUGGCAGAUCAGAAGGUUGAAAAUGAUGCUGUUGUUGCAUUGACACUGAGAAAAGAUGACAGUGAGUUUGAAGAAGUAUCCAUUGCAAGGCCGGAAGAUUUUAUGUCGUCCUCAUGAUGCAGACUCCUUGUUCUGAACCCCGUGGGUUCUAUAUGUAGCUCUAAGCUUGCCUCUUUGCAUUAUUGCUCACCUUUUCCUGCUGUUAUCCGCAAUGGCAUCGCGUUAAUCCUUGAUUUGACUAUCCAACUGAUUGUACUUUUGUACCUACCAAAGUCUGUGCCGACUGAUUUUUCUCUCUAAACACACCUGAUUGUACCUGAGGAGCAUGGUGAGAGGAUCACUGUGGAUUCUGUUCGGGUCUUAAUCCAAUGAUGCUUUGUAAUCAUGAUUACUCGCA